This is a messenger RNA of Cucurbita moschata (crookneck pumpkin), 1083 nucleotides long. Its product is annotated as chlorophyll a-b binding protein CP26, chloroplastic-like. Lineage: Eukaryota; Viridiplantae; Streptophyta; Magnoliopsida; Cucurbitales; Cucurbitaceae. Gene Ontology annotation, biological process: photosynthesis, light harvesting in photosystem I; response to light stimulus. The record is from RefSeq and is a predicted model, not a curated record. Bases 4 to 870 code for a protein of 288 amino acids. Gene Ontology annotation, cellular component: plastoglobule; chloroplast thylakoid membrane. The transcript is spliced from 6 exons.
CCCAUGGCUUCUUUAGCUGCCUCCUCCGCCGCCGCCUCCCUCGGCGUUUCCGAAAUGCUCGUAAACCCUUUAAGCUUCUCCACUGCCUCUGCUAGAUCCGCUCCCUCUCCUAGUCCGACCACCUUCAAGCCUGUUGCAAUUUUCAGGAAGAAGCCCGCCCCCAAGUCAAAGCCCUCCGCCGUCUCUCCGAUCAAUGACGAGCUCGCCAAGUGGUACGGUCCCGACCGAAGGAUUUUCUUGCCAGAUGGGCUGUUGGAUCGAUCCGAGAUCCCGGAGUACUUGAACGGAGAAGUCCCCGGCGACUACGGUUACGACCCGUUAGGACUCAGCAAGAAUCCAGAAAACUUCACCAAAUAUCAAGCCUUUGAGUUGAUACAUGCACGAUGGGCGAUGCUUGGGGCUGCUGGUUUCAUCAUUCCUGAGGCUUUCAACAAAUUUGGCGCCAACUGUGGCCCGGAGGCUGUCUGGUUCAAGACUGGAGCUCUGCUUCUUGAUGGAAACACAUUGAAUUACUUUGGAAAUAGCAUUCCGAUCAACCUCGUUGCCGCGGUCGUUGCUGAGGUCGUUCUUGUUGGUGGCGCUGAAUAUUACCGAAUCAUCAAUGGCUUGAACUUUGAGGACAAACUUCACCUGGGAGGGCCGUUCGACCCGUUGGGGCUAGCGGACGACCCAGACCAAGCCGCGAUCUUGAAGGUGAAGGAGAUCAAGAAUGGGAGAUUGGCAUUGUUUGCAAUGCUAGGGUUUUACUUUCAAGCAUACGUGACUGGAGAAGGGCCAGUGGAGAACUUGGCUAAGCAUUUGAGUGAUCCUUUUGGAAAUAACUUGCUCACAGUCAUUUCAGGGAAGGCUGAAAGAGUUCCAACCCUUUAAAUGAAUCAAUGCCAUAACCCAACCCCAAGUUUGUGUAUUGAAUGAAAAUCUUGAAUGCUUUUGUAAAUUAUCGUAAUGAUUCACUCUCGUGUCUUUGACGAACGAGAGUUAAUGAUCAAUUUUUCUAUCAAAACUCUGACCGAGCGGAAUUAGAUUGGGUUGAUGAGUAAUUUAUAACUCUUGCGAACUAUAAAUUAUGUUAAAGUCAAGUUU